Episyrphus balteatus (marmalade hoverfly) is the source of this 1051-nucleotide messenger RNA. Its product is annotated as myb/SANT-like DNA-binding domain-containing protein 3. The coding region runs from base 68 to 979 and encodes 303 amino acids. The record is from RefSeq and is a predicted model, not a curated record. The transcript is spliced from 3 exons. NCBI's taxonomy places the organism in Eukaryota, Metazoa, Arthropoda, Insecta, Diptera, Syrphidae.
AAAAGCUGAAAUUGAAUAGAAAUGUAUGAUUUUUUUAAAGAAAUGAUACGAAAUUAUUAGACAAUCUAUGAAGGUUAACAAAAUGAUCAAAAAACCCCCACGUACUCGUACAUCAAAUUUUUCGGAUACUGAAGAAGAAAUUCUAAUGCGAUGCAUUUUAAAACGCAUAAACAUUAUUGAAUGUAAAAGAGUUGAUUCGGCCAUACUGAAAGAAAAAAAGCGAAUUUGGAUUGAAAUUGCAAAUGAAUUCAACUCAUUAUGUCCGAAUAAUUCCCGCAACAGCAAAGUCCUCAAGGACAAAUACACAAAUAUAAAAACAAUGCUUCGGAAAGAAUAUGCAGCUGAAAAAGAAAAAUUAAAUGUAAUGGAAAUACCAGAUUGGCGCCCAAGAAAUCCAAGAAUGUUUCAAGUGUCGAAAUAUAUAUCACUUUCAAAGCAAAGUAAUACAUCAACAUUUGAUGAUGAUGAAGAGGAUGAUGGGGCCGAUGAUGAGGGAUCACUUACAAUGCCUGAACCUGAAGAUGUUAAACCUUUAUUUCUUGAAUACUCUGAUUAUUCUGAAAAUCCUCCCAAUCCAAUGAAUAUUCCAACAAUCCAAUUUCAUGAAUAUGAUAUCGCUGACACUGAACAAUCGACAAGUGAAUCCUGGUCGCAACAUAAACCUUCUGUGCCACGUAAAUCGAAUAAGCAUCAAUUUAAACGACCACCAUCGACAACAUCAUCAUCAAAUAAUAGUGGCGAUAAAGAUGAUACAUUAAAACAUUUGAAAAUCAAAUUGAUUGAAAGACAGUUGGAAAUGCGUGAAAUCGAACAUGAAGCACGAUUGAGUCAGCAACGGAAGGAACAUGAGGCACGGAUGGGCUUGUUGAAGGCUCAAAAAGCAGAUUACGAAACUAAAAUUAAGUUGCGUCAGAUAAAAAUUGCAAAAUUAACAAACGAUAAAGUUGUUGUUAAAACAGAAAUUGAUUCUGAUUUUUAGAUAAUAAUCUUAUAAUAAUGAGCAGAGCAUUUAUUUGUUUUAAAAUAAAAAAGAAUCAUUUGAUGAUUUUAA